Messenger RNA from Humulus lupulus (European hop), 1083 nucleotides. RefSeq lists its product as uncharacterized. The transcript is spliced from 4 exons. NCBI's taxonomy places the organism in Eukaryota, Viridiplantae, Streptophyta, Magnoliopsida, Rosales, Cannabaceae. The coding region runs from base 1 to 1083 and encodes 360 amino acids. The record is from RefSeq and is a predicted model, not a curated record.
AUGGAGGAAGCUAAGGAUUUUGGCAAAAUGAAGGUUGAGGAGCUUAUGGGUUCGUUAAGAACAUUUGAACUAAAUCAACAAAUAAUGAAAAAGGGUAAGCCGAAUCCUUCAAUUGAAAAAAACAAAGGUAUUGCAUUUAAAGUUUCUGAAAAAGAUAUUUCUGAUGAUGAGAAAGAUGAUGAAAUGGCCUUGUUAACAAGAAUUUUUCAAAAAUUCAUGAAAAAGGUUGGAAAUAAAAGAAUUUUUCAAAAACUCCAAAAGAAUAAAAAAGGUUUUAAUGUUACUUGGAGUGAUGAUGAUUCUGAAAGUAGUGAAGAGGAUAAUGAGAAAGUUGCUUUAACCAGUGUUUUGUCAAGUGCUUUUCAGGAAAGAGGAAAUUUUUUGUGUUUAAACAAUACCUUGACUGAUGUCGAUAACAAGGAAAUUGACUCGAAUUCAGACGAGUCAGAACUCAAUGAAGAAUCAUUGGCUGAAUCAUACAAGGUAAUGUAUGAACUUGACAAAUUGAAAAGAAAUGUUAAAAUGCUAAAUCCAGGUUCUAACAUUUUUGAGGAGGUUCGAAAUUCAGGUCAACUGAGUCAUGCUGGAUUGGGUUUUGUUGAAACUCAAUCGAAAAUGAAUACUAAAUUUGUUAAAUCUGAAAAUAUGUCUUCUGGAUAUUUUGAUUCAACUUUGCAGGGUUCUAUUUUUACAGCUGAAUGUUUGGUUUCUAUAGAAAUAAAGCAGUCAUGUAAACCUGAAAAUUCUCAUGGGAAAAAGAAACGUCUCAUUCCCUCUUGUCAUUUUUGUGGAGUAAAAGGUCACAUUCGGCCUAGAUGUCUUACUUUGCAAAACAUUGGUUGUGCCAGGCACAUGACAGGUGAUAAAGACUUUCUUGUCAACAUUAGACCAAUGAAAUGUGGCGAAGUUACUUUUGGUAAUGGUCUGGCUGGAAAUGUCAUAGGGAUGGGAACUCUUAAUUUAGAAGGUCUAGCCAGGCUUAAGAAUGUAAUGUUGGUUGAAGGACUAAGAGUUAAUCUUCUUAGCGUCAGUCAAAUUUGUGAUCAGGGUUACACUGUUAAUUUUGAUAGCAAUCAUUGCUAG